GAAGAGCUGAAGCUAUCCCUACACAGAGCUGUCCUUUGAUUUCUCCUGUCCAGUACCCAUGUUUUCAGGUCUUACCUUCAACUGUGUCCUGCUGCUGCUGCAACUACUACUUGCAAGGUUUUUGGAAGAUGCUUAUAUAGUUGAGGUAGGUAAGAAUGCCUAUCUGCACUGCAACUACACUCUACCUACUUCUGGGAUUCUUGUGCCUAUGUGCUGGGGCAAAGGAUCCUGCCCUUGGUCACAGUGUGGCAAUGAGUUGCUCAGAACUGAUGGAAAACAUGUGACAUAUAAGAAAUUCAGCAGAUACCAGCUAAGGGGGAACAUCAACAAAGGAGAUGUGUCUCUGACCAUAGAGAAUGUGACUCUAGCUGACCGUGGGACCUACUGCUGCAGGAUACAAUUCCCUGGUAUUAUGAAUGAUAAAAAACUAGAUUUGGAAUUAGUCAUCGAAGCAGCCAAGGUUACCCCAGCUGAGACUGCUCAUGGAGAUUCUACUACAGCUUCUCCAAGAACCCUAACCACUUCAGGAAAUGGCUCAGAAACACAGCCCCUGGUGACCCUCCAUGAUAACAAUGGAAUAAAAAUUUCCACAUGGGCUGAUGAAAUUAAGGACUCUGGAGAAACUAUCAGAACUGCUGUCCAUAUUGGAGUAGGCAUCUCUGCUGGGUUGGCCCUGGCACUUAUCCUUGGUGUUUUAGUCCUUAAAUGGUAUUCCUAUAAGAAAAAGAAGUUACAGAGUUUGAGCCUUAUUACACUGGCCAACUUACCUCCAGGAGGGCUGGCGAAUGCAGGAGCAGGUAGGAUUCAUUCUGAGGAAAACAUCUACACCAUCGAGGAGAACGUAUAUGAAAUCGAGAAUUCAAACGAGUACUACUGCUACAUCAGCAGCCAGCAGCCAUCCUGACCACCUCUGGGCUCCCAUCUUUAAAGACUCCUCCUUCAUUGCUGACUUUGGUAUUUUGUUUUUGAAAAAUAUGAGAUAUGUUACCUGGCAACCUCUUUGGAGGUUCUGUCCGCAACCACUGAGAAAAGAGUUCCUGUUUUCUGUAGAUAAUUAACUCACAAGGGGAUUCAACUGUAACCUGCACUACUUUGAAAUACGCCAUUUUACCUGAGCUUCAGGGAUAGGAUCUCCCAACCCAGAGACUGCAACCAUGGAUGUUGAAGCGCACAUGUGCUUUCAUACAUUAGGAAUGGUUAGUCUGAUGUCUCUGGAGCUCUGAGACAUUAAGGUAUGUCCACAAAGCUCUUGAACAGGUAGGGGGAAUAAAGGGCUAAGAUAGAUAGGUGCAGGUCUUUGUUGAUGCUGAGAAUAAAAAAGCUGGUGGUUUUCCUAGAGAUUUCUGACCUUGAAAGAUUAAGAAAGAGCCAGGUGGCAUACGCUUCACAUUACAUACCUUGGGAACCUCAGGCAGGAGGGUGGUGAAUUCAAGGUCAGCCAGGGCUAUGUUGAUGAGACUUUGUCUCAAAAACAAAGUAAGAAAAUAAACAUACAGACAUCAGGAAGCUGGAGAU
Molecule: messenger RNA, 1515 nt
Organism: Arvicanthis niloticus (Nile rat)
Lineage: Eukaryota; Metazoa; Chordata; Mammalia; Rodentia; Muridae
Gene: Havcr2
Product: hepatitis A virus cellular receptor 2
Biological process (GO): regulation of transcription by RNA polymerase II
Cellular component (GO): mediator complex
Source: RefSeq, a predicted model, not a curated record